Aspergillus saccharolyticus JOP 1030-1 is the source of this 988-nucleotide messenger RNA. RefSeq lists its product as uncharacterized. The transcript has a single exon. Lineage: Eukaryota; Fungi; Ascomycota; Eurotiomycetes; Eurotiales; Aspergillaceae. Bases 204 to 755 code for a protein of 183 amino acids. The record is from RefSeq and is a predicted model, not a curated record.
CUGUUCAACGCCAAAUAAACAAUGCCAGUCAAUCCCCCGGAAUCGGCAUAAUGGCAAGCAUGUGCCCGCUCACUCGAAAUUGGCUAUUUCUGGGAGAUCCGGCGAAGCCGUUCUCCUAUGAUCAUUUGUGCAAACAUGCCACCAACUUGACUGAUUCUGGAUGUCGACAAUGAUUACAUAACCGACUAUCUCCUCAUUAGGACAUGGCGGUGCACCAUAGCGGACCUACAGGGCUUGGGCCUGUGGCUACCCGCCAAUCGUCGGACUCCACCAUCCACCCUAAUGAUAUCACCACCGUCAGGGUCCAACUUGUAAGUGUCGGAGUAGUGUGGCUGGUGACAUCCUCAUCACCCUUCCUCCCCCCACCAAAGCCAAUGAAACCAGCUGCCACUGCUGGGCUUCAUCUGGGGAUCGUCGCAAUGCGCUCAUUUCCCCUCUCUGCAGAGCCAUGCAGAGCCCGUGGAGUACCCCCUCCUGCGCCUUUCGGCUGCGGUGGUCCCCCAACGGGAAAAAGGCCUCCACUUCAUCCACUGAUCGGCUUAACGGGCACACUCACUCAGCCCCCCCGUCCCUCAGGCCUAAUAACAAUGCAAUUCUGCUGCCUUCCGGGGCAGGACUAUUGCAAAUUUUUCCCCCCUUCCACCAGUAUAUGUUUGCUCGUGCCCAUAAACCCGUUGAACUUUUGGCUGGGAAGCCUAACUGAACUGCACGUCCGGUACAAUUCGGAUACAACGACUACAGGGUCAUUUCUCUAGACCAUCUGGAACCAACAACCCUAUUGUAUAGUAUACACGAAGUCUCCCCAACCUAAGCUCCAAUUGCCAGGAUGGGUGUCGGCGGCGUCAUCCUCCGCUUUGCGAAUCUCGCUAUUCGCAUCCUCCAGUUUCUCGAUGCCGCAGUCAUUCUCGGCAUUUUCUCAUACUUUCUCGCCGUUCUCGCUCGGCAUGAUCAGACGAUCCCCCAGUGGAUGAAGGCUGUUGAAGGUCUG